This is a messenger RNA of Octopus sinensis (East Asian common octopus), 1458 nucleotides long. Its product is annotated as squalene monooxygenase-like. Bases 1 to 1458 code for a protein of 485 amino acids. The record is from RefSeq and is a predicted model, not a curated record. The transcript has 4 exons. Gene Ontology annotation, cellular component: membrane; endoplasmic reticulum. NCBI's taxonomy places the organism in Eukaryota, Metazoa, Mollusca, Cephalopoda, Octopoda, Octopodidae. Gene Ontology annotation, biological process: sterol biosynthetic process. Gene Ontology annotation, molecular function: squalene monooxygenase activity; flavin adenine dinucleotide binding.
AUGAAGCCUUAUCCUGAUGGUGAAUUAUAUAAAACGGCAAUCGAAAUAUUUGCAUUAGAAUGUUGUUCGCCCGCUGUUUUCGAUAUUGCACACAAGUUACCUCUAAGUAACGAUACUGCUACUAGAAGAGUCAGUGAUAUAUCAGAUAAUCUAAUUAACGAACUUUCACAGUAUGCAAAUUUUUUCGUAAUUUUUAGAAUUUGUAAAGAUUUUCAAUAUUAUUCCUUUGCGCUUGAUUGUUCCAAAGAUAUUUUAGAUAUCGAACAAUUAGUAGUGUUUGUAAGGGGAAUAACAGGACUUAUGAAUAAAUGGAGGUGUGAUAAUAACUGGACUCCAGUGUUAUGGCAUUAUUGCAUUAUUCAUAAGGAAAACCUAAUUUCCAAAAAUAUUAAAAUGGAAAAUGUUUCUGAAGUAGUGAUAAAAAUUGUCAAUUGGAUUCGGGCGAACGCCUUCAAUCACCGAAAAUUUAAAACAUUUUUAACUGAAACCGAUUCGGAUUAUGACGAUGUCCUUCUUUUUUCAGUAAAACAAAUCCCCGAACUCCACUUUGAGGAGGACUCGGACAUCCUCAUCGCUGGGGCAGGCGUGUUCGGUUGUGCCUUUGGGUAUGCCAUGGCUCAACUCGGCCACAAAGUCACAAUAAUAGAAAAAGACAUCCACAAUAACACAGCCAAAUUACUGGGGGAAUAUCUCCAGCCUGGAGGAAUACUAGCCUUGGAAAAACUCGGAAUGAAGGGUUCUUUCACUUCUAAUUUAUCCUCACAGAUUGUAUCGAAGGAACUCUGGAAACGAAGGGAUAUGUCCUCCACCACCACGACUCGGACAGCCAAUAUGCGACCUUCUGUUGAGGAUGCUGUGAAUAAUGCAGAUAUGAUGGUAAUGCCCUGCAGGAGUACUGCUAAUUCGUUUCCGACAGUCCCCGGACUGAUCCAAGGAGGAGACUCGUUUAAUACAAGACAUCCUUUGACUGGAGCAGGGUUGACUGUUGCUCUUUAUGAUGCCAUUCUCCUUCGAAAUAGACUUGAGGGGGUGGACUUGAGUAACUACCGGGCUGUUCUUAGGAGACUUGGGACAUUUUCUAUCGAAAGAGCCCUCAACCACUCGUUUGUGGUCAAUGUCAUGUCCUUUGCUCUCUACCAGGUGUUUGCCCCUGUUGACGGUCGGUUUUUGUGUAUAUUUUUAGAAGUAGGUCGGAAUAUCCGUUCUGCUUGUGUUGCCUAUCUGCAAAGGAAGGGGGAGUGUUUGGCUGGGCCGACUAAUCUUUCGGUGUCUUCUCCUUUUAUAUUUUUUUAUCAUUUCGGGUCGGUGGCUUUGCAUUCUUGUUAUCUUAUUGGAAAGUCCCAUUCGGUGAGGUGUCCUCAUUUGAUUGCUCGUGACGUAUUUAUUCAUUUGAUUAAGGCUUGUUGCAUUGUUGGUCCUCUCAUUUGGAAUGACAUUCGAGCUAUUCUAUCCAUUUAA